UCGGGACGGGAUGGGAUCGCGCCCCCCGGGGACCCGCCGCUCUCGGUCCUGUUUGCGUUUGUCCUCUGGCUGAAGCCCACGCACGGCAGAGCUAGGGUUCUACAGGCGGCCUAUGGAUUAUUAGAGGAGUGUGUCCGGGGCAGAGACGGUCCGCUGGUUCCACACGUUGCACCUGAAAUUAAUUCAAGAGGCGCGACAUGUUCACUCGGGACAGGACGAGUUCGGCCCGCGGCUCUGCUGCUCCGGGACGGGACCCCGAGCACCGCAGGUUCACUGUGGAAGGCUGUCCUACCAGGGAGUCCCCGCUGGCUCUGGAGCUCAGUCCCAGGAAGAGGCUUCACUCGGCCGGGGAGGCUCAGUGCAGCAGCCGGCCCCCCCCGGAGGGCGCCGGGUCCGUGAGCGUGUCGGAGCCGGGCCACUUGGAGAGGAGGGAAGGGAAGGUGAACCCCUGCAGACAAUGUCUCCUGAAAGUGGGCGAGCUGAAGCGCCAAGCGUUGGCACUGGCCGACCCCGGAUCCCUCAAGGACCCUGGUUUUGCUGCCUUCCUUUUUGACAAGCUCCAGGUGCCCGAGUGUACUGUGCCAGGUCGGCAUGAGGCCCCAGCCCGUUGUCAGUUGUGUGCCACCCCGCUGCACCAGCUGAGACAGCAGGCCCUGCAGACCCUGGCAACCCUGGCUGACGAGAUGCCCGACCUGCCUCCCUUCCCGGCCACGCACAGCAUGCUGACACUCUCCUCCCCCCGGGACUGGCCACCACCCAAGGCACAUGCUGUCUUGCCAGUGGGGGAACGUCGUCGUGGGUUGGGAUGGCCGCCCGCAGGUUCUGAUGGACCUAAGCCUGCUGUCCAGGUGACAGUGGGAACGGGUGCACUCGGCUCAGUCACCAUCCAGGCGCAGCAGUAUCUGGAGGGUAUGUGGAGCAUAUCCCGCGUCAACAAUUUCCUCCCUCAGCCUGGUCCGACUCAUAGCCUAACCUCAGAUGUGGAGAGGGACAGUGUGGCUGCUGAGGCUCCCAGCGUUUCCAGCUCGAUACCACUUGGGUCUCAGAAAAGUCCCACUCAGCGGGAGCAGACCUCACCUGGGUCACCUCCCCCUGUUCAUGGCACCUCUGCUGCAGCCUCAUUCUUCAUCAGGGCAGCCCAGAAGCUCAACCUCUCGUCAAAGCGCAAGAAGCACCACCCACCUCUGCCAUUGCCUCAGGAGCCCUCAAUCUACCCCACCAGUUUCAGUGCCAUCCUACAGUUGGCCCCACCCCCUGCUCCGCCAUGCUUGCUCCGCGCGGUGUCCAAGGUCAAGGACAACCCAGGGAUGGGGAAGGUGAAAGUGAUGAUGCGCAUAUGCCCUUCGCAAGGUCCUCAUGACUCUUCUGAGUCUAUGUCCUUCAUGAAAGUUGACCCCCGGAAGAAGCAGCUGACCCUUUAUGAGCCUUCUCUCAACACUCAGUCCAACUCAGGGCACCGACGCACUGCAGUGGCUGUUCCAAAGAUGUUUGCCUUUGAUGCUGUUUUCACCCAGGAUGCCUCACAAGCUGAGGUGUGCUCGGGGACAGUGGCAGAAGUCAUCCAGUCAGUGGUGAACGGUGCAGAUGGUUGCAUAUUCUGCUUUGGCCAUGCCAAACUGGGUAAAACCUAUACCAUGAUUGGCAAAGACAACUCUACCCAGAACCUGGGCAUUGUGCCUUGCGCCAUUUCCUGGCUUUUCAAGCUGAUCAACGAGCGCAAGGAGAAGACUGGCACGCGCUUCUCCAUCCGUGUUUCAGCUGUGGAGAUCUCUGGCAAGGAUGAGAUGCUAACUGACUUACUCUCAGAGGUGGCCAGUGGCAGUCUGCAGGAUGGCCAGUCUCCAGGGAUCUACUUGCGAGAGGACCCCAUCUGUGGCACUCAGCUCCAGAACCAGAGUGAGCUUCGUGCCCCCACUGCUGAAAAGGCUGCCUUCUUUCUGGAUGCAGCUAUUGCAGCACGCAGUACCAGUCGGCCAGACUGUGAUGAGGAUGAGCACCGCAACUCGCACAUGCUCUUCACCCUGCACGUUUACCAGUACCGUAUGGAGAAGAGCAGCAAAGGAGGAAUGUCUGGAGGUAGGAGUCGCCUGCAUCUCAUCGAUCUGGGUAGUUGUGAGAAGGUGCUCAGCAAGAGCAGGGACGGUGGAGGUGGUGGCCUGUGCUUGUCCCUGACUGCCCUGGGCAACGUCAUCCUCGCCCUAGCCAACGGAGCCAAGCAUGUCCCUUACAGGGACAGCAAGCUGACAAUGCUACUAAGGGAGUCACUGGGCAACAUCAACUGCCGUACCACCAUGAUUGCUCACAUCUCAGACUUACCUGCCAGCUACGCUGAGUCGCUUACCACCCUGCAGUUGGCUUCACGCAUCCACCGUAUGCGGAAGAAGAAAUCCAAGUAUGCAUCAAGCUCUUCUGGCGGAGACAGCUCAUGUGAAGAAGGCCGAAUCCGGCGUCCCCCACACCUAAGACCCUUCCAUCCUCGAACUGUUGCCCUGGAUCCGGACCUGCCUGCCUUGGUCAGUGAUCCAGACUACUCCUCCAGCAGCGAGCAAUCCUGUGACACAGUAAUCUACGUAGGGCCUGGUGGUGCCGCUAUUUCGGACCGUGAGCUCAGUGACAACGAGGGUCCACCUGCCUUUGUUCCCAUCAUCCCAUCCCUCAACAGAAAGCGCAACAAGGAGGGCCUGGUGGACAGGGACCACUUUAAGUGCAACACAUUUGCAGAGCUACAGGAGCGACUGGAUUGUAUUGAUGGCAGCGAAGAGCCUGCAGUUUUCCCAGGGGAGGGCAAGAGUUCCCAGGCUGGCUCCAAGGCAGAUAGUGGAGCCACUAAAGCAAAAGACAGCACUGUAAUAUCCACAAGGACUCCAACUAAAGCUUCUUCUCAGGAGGCUGUUUCCUCCUGGCAGCCUCCACAGUGUCCUCCUUCUCACCCGAACUGCAGCGCUUCCUUUAAGCCCAAACAAGAACAUCCCAAAUGUCUAGGCGCUGCCCUCAACAAGGGGAUCUCUGAAAACCUGAACCGAACAAGCGCAGAUGGAGAAAAGGGGCUGGCGUCAGAUGGUCAGGUGUGCAUGAUUAAUCAGGGUAGUGUUGCAUCCCAGGACACUGAACCGGUGGUACGGGAGAAGGUGUUCUUCACCAAGAGGCCACUCCCCAAGCCUGCUCCCCCUCCUCCCCAACAGAGAGAACCCAGAGGACCUUACCCAGAAUCAGAGGGAUGUUCUGCCACUAGGAUGCCACCAGUGGGGAUGAGCCACCAAGCCACGAAGCGGGGGGACCAUGGAAGCUCUCCCCUUUCCUGCAGGGCCCAUCCUAUAAGCAGAUCUCCCAUGGAGGUUAGCCACCUACGCUCUGCCUUUAGGGGUAGGUGCUUUGACAGAGAUAUUCUGAGAACAACAGUGACCCUGCAGCAGCCAGUAGAACUCAAUGGGGAGGAUGAACUGGUGUUUACAGUAGUUGAGGAACUAUCCAUAGGCAGUAUUAUAGACAAUGGGCGCCCCUCAAGCAUUAUCAGCUUCAACAGUGACUGUUCCCUACAGGCUUUGGCCUCCGGUUCACGACCAGUUAGCAUUAUCAGUAGUAUUAAUGAUGAGUUUGAUGCCUACACCUCCCAGGCAGGUGUGUCUGCUGUCAGCAAUGAAACUGUAACUCCUUUACCAGAGGAAGCUUUUGUCUGCCCUGAGAGUAGGCGUUCUUCCCUGAGCUCCUGGCUUAGUGAGGUGAGCAUGGGUACACUUGAGAGUGAAGGCAUCCAUUCUACAGACAGGUUUUUACUGCAGCCCAAGCACACGUGUCCAGGGGGAACUUUCUAUUUGGAUUCCCUUGGUAUGUUCCCUAAGGAACCAGCUUCCCCACAAGAUCUCAAGAGCUCAUUAAAUGAUAGUGGCUUCUGCUUCUCGGAGAUGGACAGUGAUAGUGCCACAUCCAGCAAACAGUCCCUGAGUAUGACAAAAUGCCUAUCAUCACCGGACUCUACCAAAGCAUCAGCUAGAGGUUCUAAAAUUACAAAAACUAGUACUCUUAACACCUCACAACCGUCAGCCUCCCCACAAGUAGUUCACUUCAGUCUUCCCAAGAAAAUGAAGCCUACCUCAUCUGUUUCCCAGAACAGCAGCAGUAGCCGUGAGCUACAGAGACAGGAAGGAAAGCCAGAAGACCCCUGGCUUCGUCUUGACAGACCCUCAGACCCUCAAGCCACAGACCCUGCUUCAGCUGGGAAGCUCUCCAAGAAUGGCACAAGUGGAAUACCCUCCAGGAAGCCAGGGAUGAACAGUAACAGUGUACCUCGACCACCUAAGAUGCUUGUGUCUACCUCUUCUCAAAGGGUGGUGGAUGGCUGUGAAAAGUCCAGCAUCAAGAAAAUUGAGGCUCCUAACAAAAUUCCACAGCUCAGGCGUGGAGCAACCACACUAGGCACAGUACCUGUCAUCCACAAUUCCUCAGAAUCCAGAGGAAACCAAGAAGGCACAUCAGGAGCCAUUAGCCUGAAGUUCUCAUCAUUGGGGAAAAAGACAAAUGGACAGAAAGGUAGCAUGCUUCCAAAAUCUGGUUGCACCUCACCUCCUGCUCCACCAGUCCGGAAAUCCAGUCUAGAUCAAAAGAACCGGAUUUUGCUGCCCCCAAGUGCCUUAAAGUCAGCAAGUAUUGAUGGAGGGAGGUCCUCGUCACCCAGGACUGCAGCAUCAGAGGACGAGUUUGAUGUUCGGCUCAGAAGUGAGUCUAGCAACCACAAAACAUCUAGUCUAAAAGCAGACUACAGCUCAGCCAAAGCAACAUCCAGUCUCAAAGCCAGAGGAGCCAAAGGAGAUGCUGGACAGUGUUAUGAAAGUCAGACAUCCCUAGAGAGAUGUGAAAGCUUGACUUCAGUGGGAUCCAAGCCAGGUCUCUACAGAGAGAAUAGUGGAGCCAGCCUGGGAAGUAAUGGCAGGUCCAGUCGGUCAGUGCCCAGGCUUGGAACACCGUUGUCUGCCUCUACUUCUUCUGCUACCUCAGCAUCUCCCUGUGCCGCUCCGGGUACUCCAGGCAAGACAGGCCCAUUGAAGGGCAGCAUCAACCUCAAAUCUGUUGGUAUCAAUGGAAGCAAGGCCCGCUCAGUGUCUGUAAACAGUUCAAAAACCCUGAGCUCUUCAACCAAAUCCCUUGCUGCUCCAAAUAUGCGGAACACUAAUUUACCUCCUACUGGAAAGACAGGUCCCCGAUCUGUGACAGGGGUUAAUGGCAAGCCUGGGAGGGGCACCAUAAUGGGAACAAAACAAGCCAUCCGUGCUGCCAACAGCAGAGUCAGCGAACUUGCAUCCGGUGGCCCCGGGAAGCAUUUCAGGAGCUCUGGGGACUCUGACAGUGGAAAUGACAGUGGUGUGAACCUCAGUGAUGAUAAGCCCUCCCCUUUGGCUCUGCCGUCCCCCUACAGCAAGAUCACAGCCCCACGGCGACCGCAACGCUACAGUAGUGGACAUGGUAGCGACAACAGCAGUGUGCUCAGUGGUGAGCUGCCACCUGCUAUGGGCCGCACCGCCCUCUUCUAUCACAGCGGCGGAAGCAGUGGCUAUGAGAGUAUGAUCCGGGACAGUGAGGCCACGGGCAGUGCCUCCUCUGCUCAUGAUUCAAUGAGCGAGAGUGGAGUAUCUUCUUCAGGGCGUACCAGAUCCUCCAAAUCGCCCAAGAAGAGGUCCAAUGGUCUCCAGAGGCGACGUUUGAUCCCAGCCCCCUUGCCAGACACCUCAUCCCUGGGGAGGAAACCCUCCACUGGCCAGUGGGUAGACUUGCCACCCCUGCUGCCUGGGACUCUGAAGGAACCCUUUGAGAUCAAGGUGUAUGAAAUUGAUGAUGUAGAGCGGCUACAGAGGCGACGACAGGAAGAUGUAGCUGAGCAGCCAUUUCAGGAUGUUGAAAAGGGCCUGCUGUACUUCAACACCAAGCUGAAGCUGGUCGAGAGGCGGCAACAACAGAUCCGGGAGCUGAGGGCCAGGCAUGAGAUGCUGAAGGAAGAACUGGAGGACACCAAGCGUAGGCUGAUGAUGGAUCCAAGCAAGUGGAUAGGAGAGUUCGAAGUAGACCAGGAUUUGGACAAGGAAUCACAGGAGUACUUGGAGGCCCUUGAGCAGGUCACCGAUGAACUUGAGUACUGUGUCAACCUGUGCAAGUCGCGUGUCAUGAUGGUGACCUGUUUCGACAUUGGUGUGCCAGUUGACACACAAGAUGGCCCACGGGAAGUGGAAGUGUGAGAGCAGGACAGAGGGGACACAGGAAGUCAUUUUGGAAGGACAGAGAAGAGUAGCAGCUAGUUUGAUGAGAUGCUGACAGGAGAGGAUGUUGCCCACAGCAACAGCUACGACUACGUAAAACGGGAGAUGUAAGUGGACCUUUGCAUGGAAGUAGCAACCAUUUGUUUUGCAGAAAAAAAAACCUUCUGGCAUGCGGUGGUACUGGACACAUUAGAGAAAAAGAAAACUUAAAGUGAUGCAGUGAAGUUUCUGCCUUUACUGCUUAGCAAUGGAGAAGAGAGGGCUUUGCUGUCAUAAACCAAGACUGAUUCAACAUAAUUCCAAAGUGCCUUUUUCUACAGACUGAUUUGGGUGAAUAUUUUUUGUAUUGGUGCUAGUAUGAAAACCAGCAUACCUAAGCAAACCCUAGACAUAUUGCUUUUAAAAGAAGAACCAUAUUUUGUAUUGCAUUGUACAGUGUAUUUAUAUGGUCAUACAGUAUGUAAAAAUAUCAUUUUAGGUAAGAAAAAAAUAAAAUGAGGAAAAAAGAUGAGCAAUAAGCUAAUGUUAUUGCAUCCUGAACAUGCCUUUCUCAUGCAAAAACCUCAGUCAGUAUGUGCCCUGAUCAUGUAGCCUAUGGACCUUUAGGUUUCUUUCUAGUUCUGUCUUUUUUCUGGAAAUGUAACCUUAAAAACUGUUCUGUUGCUCAGUGGAGGGCAAGACUCACUAUUGUAACAUCACUUCUGUUGGCCAGUCAGUGAAGCUUGCUGAAUGGCAGAACUGUUCCAUCCCUCCAGUUGCCUUGAUCAAGGGGGCCUCAGUGGGCGUUGUGGAAAGUGGUGGGUGAUUCGACCCUCUGCAGCGUGCCUGCAUUUGUUUUUUUAGUUGGAGUUGUGGCCUUGGCAGCCCAUUCAUCUUCACAGCUGCCACUGUGCAGGUCUGUCUGGAAGCCACUGUGGAGUGAAGCUCAACAAAGCUCACCAUGGCCUGGGUGCUUAAGUCACCCUAAGAAAAUUGCCCAGCAGACAGAGUGCUCAGCUAUUGCAGGGUAAGAAACGCCACGUAAGGCCCCUAGGUGCCCAGAUGGCACGUGUAAAGCAGUCAUUACAGCCCCUUUGGGGUGGGGGGUACACCAGGGGGCUUCUAGCCUAGUUCUAUGCAUUUGACUCCACUUGCUCCACCAAAAACCUCAAAUCAGCACAGAGGGCUUGACCAGUCUGUGCUCCAUGGUCACAUAGAACCCUGGUCUAAGCCACGUUUCAGUGCACUAGGCUUGGUAUUUUAGUUCUUUUAUCUCAGAUUUGGGGUCCAUGCGAACAUUGCUGAAGCAGGUGUACCAGUUGUGAACCAUUUCUGUUUGUGCAUACACAGAAUUUACCAGUUACCCGGAAAGCCCUUCAGUAGUGGCGCCACAGACCGAGAUGUCACAGCUUCGGUAAUUGCUAGUGUGUUACUGCUUGUUUUUUCCUCCUUUUUGAAAAAGAAAAAAAAAAAAACAGGUUAUUAACCCAUUUGGGUUUACAGAAGUUAAAGACAAACUCAGACAAACUGGCUUUUGUAUUGUCAUUGAUGACUAUUUAGUUUUGUUAGGUUUUUAUAACUCUGAAACCUUUGUUACUGUUUUUCCAACUAAGUAUACUCUCAGGCCCUUUCUGAAGAUGCUGCAUGAGAUUUUUAUUAAUCCUUUUGUAUUAUCCUUGUUUUUGCUGUACUCUUAUUUUGUAAUAAAAUCCCUGGCUUUCAUGAAUGCACAGUUAGUUACAUGAACUGACUGACUAUUGCCAAACAAACUUUUUUAAAGAAAGGUAAUAAUGUAUGUAAGGUCACAUUUCAUAUCAGAUCAUAUUUUCUAAUGUCUCUGGUUUUGUACAGGGAUUCUUGAUCCUGUGUAUAGAUGUAUAGUAUUCCAG
Molecule: messenger RNA, 8113 nt
Organism: Scleropages formosus (Asian bonytongue)
Lineage: Eukaryota; Metazoa; Chordata; Actinopteri; Osteoglossiformes; Osteoglossidae
Product: kinesin-like protein KIF26A
Exons: 16
Coding region: 198-6224 (2008 amino acids)
Biological process (GO): microtubule-based movement
Molecular function (GO): microtubule motor activity; microtubule binding; ATP binding
Source: RefSeq, a predicted model, not a curated record